Molecule: messenger RNA, 6433 nt
Organism: Silurus meridionalis
Lineage: Eukaryota; Metazoa; Chordata; Actinopteri; Siluriformes; Siluridae
Gene: dagla
Product: diacylglycerol lipase, alpha
Exons: 20
Coding region: 1165-4404 (1079 amino acids)
Biological process (GO): lipid metabolic process
Cellular component (GO): dendrite membrane; postsynaptic membrane
Source: RefSeq, a predicted model, not a curated record
UAUAUGACCAAAAGUUUAUGGACUUUAUGGACCCCUGACCAUCAAACCCAUGAUGUGUGAUGAUCUGGCAACCCUGUCUGAAAUCCCCAAAGCACACAGCGACGUGUUAAAUGGUAUGUCAAAAUAUUGCGUACUGCUUGGGAACACAGGGUUUGGAACCGAGCUCUUCGUCUGACUUUGUGCGCGCGUGUGUGUGUGUGUGUGUGUGUGUGUAUACCUCUCCCCUGCUUUGUACUAUGACAUGUAGCUCACCCAGUGCUACGCAAACUACGUUGAGGGCGCAGUUGGGAAUGGAGCGCGCUGCAGCUUUGGGAGCGAGGAGAAUCCCAGCAACGCCCGUUUUUUCACGGAAGGAAGAAGGAAGACAUCAGUCCGUGCGCUGAGAGCUGAACUGCUCCACUCGCUCCUCAUUAACGUGAAGGGAGGGGAAUUGAAGAAGAAGAAGAAGAAGAAAGAGAAAAGAAGGAGAAGUCACACCCUUCCUUUAGAUUACGCACGACUCAGCUGGUGUGUGAGCGCACAGGAAGCCUGGCACCGACGACGCAAACGCGUAAAGACACAUCCAUGGACACCGUUGUCCCCGGGAGACGAUCUAUGUGAGUCCGUGUCGAGCUCGACCUGCUACUGGAGCUCUGGAGCUGGGUUUUAGGGGACACUGGGGGAGAAAGAAGACCCACAGCACAAGCCCUGAGACUGAAUUUGCACAACCUGUUUUUAAGGGGACUAAGGACAGGAUUUCCAACCUGUUUGAAGGGGACAGGAAUUUUCUGUGCUUGGAGGGACAUUGAUGUAUUGGAUUGUUCUUGGACACAUGCGAUGACUUGCUUUGUGUCUUGUCCUGAACCCAUUUCCUAAUGAGACUUAAAAAUUUGAAAGCGGGACUGGUUGUCUUUAUUGUGUAGAUUUGAGCAGGGACACAGAAACACAAAUCGAACUGGUCCAUUGAUGCUUUAAAAAACAAUUCAUACAUAGAGGACAUAGAGAUUUUUAGGACAGGAACAGAGACAGGUUUGCUCUUUUAUUGUUUUUUUGUUGUUGUUUUUUAAUCCUGUCGUUACUUUGCUGGAGGAAACAUCUGGGUGGCGAUCUGCGGAGGAUGGGAGAGAGAACAGAAGCGCUGAAGACGACGGUCUCGGAAAGACACCGUCCUAAAACAGGGCAGUGAUGCCAGGCAUGGUGAUGUUUCGGCGGCGCUGGUCAGUUGGCAGUGAUGACCUGGUGCUGCCUGCUUUCUUCCUCUUCAUACUGCACUGCAUAUGGCUGGUGGUGCUGUCCGUGGUUCUGUUUGGCCUCCCGUACGGUUCCGAUCAGUCAUGCUCCGUAACGCUGGUAGACCACGGCCGCGGCUACAUGGGCAUCCUGAUCAGCUGCCUGAUCUGUGAGAGCGCCAUCAUGUGGCUAAGCAUGAGAGGCAGCAUCCUGUACACACAACCCCGAGAGGCUGUGCAGUACGUGCUCUAUAUACGACUCGCCAUCCUGCUGGUGGAGUUGGUGUAUGCGGUGGUUGGAAUCGCCUGGCUGGUGCAGUACUACCAACCCUGUUCUGACGUCACGGCAAAAAACCUCGCUCUCGGUAUUGUGGUGUGUAACUGGUUAGUGAUCUUCAGUGUGUGUUUCACCAUGAUGUGCACCUUCGACCCCACGGGACGAACUUUUGUCAAACUGAAGGCCACGCGCCGCCGCCAACGCAACCUGAAAACAUACACACUCAGACACAGAUUAGAGGAAGGUCAAGCCAGCAGCUGGAGUAGGAGACUCAGGUUCUUCAUGUGCUGCACCAGAGCUAAAGACACACAAUCUGACGCCUACUCGGAGGUGGCGAGCCUCUUCGCCGAGUUCUUCAGGGAUCUAGACAUCGUACCCAGUGACAUCAUUGCUGGCUUGGUACUGCUCAGGCAACGACAGAGAGCUAAGAGAUCCGCCAUCUUGGACCAACCAAACAAUGAUAUCUUGGCCUUCCUGUCUGGGAUGCCAGUUACACGUAGUACACGCUACCUGGAUCUCAAAAAUUCGAUGGAGAUGAGCAUGUAUAAAGAGGUGUGUUAUUACAUGCUGUUUGCCAUGGCGGCUUACGGCUGGCCCAUCUACCUGCUGAGGAAUGCGACCUGCGGCGUCUGCAGGCUGCUCAGCUCCUGCACCUGUACGUCCGGCUCCAGGUCUCGUCUCUCUCAAUCCGUAACAGUAGAGGAAGACAACUGUUGCGGCUGUAACGUCCUCGCAAUCCGGCGCCAGUUUUUGGACCGAGACCUUAAACAGGUUCAGAUCGUCUACACGUCCUGCCACGAUGCGGUUUAUGAGACGCCGUUCUAUGUAGCAGUAGAUCACGGCAAGAAGAAAGUUGUCAUCAGCAUUAGAGGAACUCUAUCACCUAAAGAUGCUCUGACUGAUCUCACAGGAGAUUCGGAACGGUUGCCUGUGGAGGAACAUCACGGUGUCUGGCUUGGGCAUAAGGGAAUGGUUUACUCUGCAGAGUACAUUAAGAAAAAACUAGAGCAGGAGAUGAUCUUGUCUCAGGCUUUUGGCAGAGAUUUGAGCAAAGGAACGAUGCACUAUGGCCUGGUGAUUGUGGGUCACUCGCUAGGCGCUGGCACUGCUGCCAUCCUGUCCUUCCUGCUUCGUCCUCAGUAUCCCACGCUGCGAUGCUACGCUUACUCUCCGCCUGGAGGCCUGCUCAGCGAGGAUGCGAUGGAGUACUCGAAAGAGUUUGUCACCUCAGUGGUGUUGGGAAAAGAUCUUGUCCCCAGGAUUGGCCUUUCUCAGCUUGAGGGCUUUCGUCGGCACCUGCUCGAAGUCCUGCAGAAGAGCGAUAAGCCAAAGUGGAGGAUCAUCAUAGGAGGCACUAAGUGUAUCCCUAAGACAGAGCUGCCUUUAGACGAUGACCCUCCCUCUCAGGGGAGCAUGACUCCGUCCACCUCCCGGCUGUGUCUCCAUCCAAGUGACCUGAGCAUCGCCCUUUCUGCGUCCACACCGCUCUAUCUGCCCGGACGCAUCAUCCACGUCGUGCACAACCACCCACCCGAGACCUGCUGUGGUCAGGAAGAACCCACCUACUCGGCUCUUUGGGGUGACAACAAAGCCUUCGAUGAGGUCAUCAUCUCACCAGCCAUGCUGAACGAACACAUGCCGCACGUGGUGUUGGAUGGCCUCAAUAAGGUUUUGGAAAACUACAAUAAGGGCAAGACGGCUCUUCUGUCUGCAGCUAAAAUUAUGGUUAGCCCAACAGAAGUGGACCUGAACGCCGAGACCUACUUCCAUGGCGUCUCCAACUCCCACGAGCCCACACCGCAUACGCAACACCGCAGAAACAGCAGUGUCCGUUCCUGUGCUCGCUCAGAAAUCUCUCUGGAUGGAUUUUCGGAGUGUCCUCCUCAAGCCGUGCCUGUGGUCCUGAUGGGUGCUCGUGAGCGCUUGGCCCUGGAGUUGCGGGAGCGAAAGGCUCCGUUGGCAGUGAUGGAGAGCCUUUCGGAUGUCGACUCCAUCUACAGCAUGGAUUCGCGUCGUUCGUCGGCUGCUUUCCGAGGCUCACCGUGUCUCGGGACACUCCCUUUCCCUCUUGACGCCCCUAUUCCUGAGGAGAAUCCAUCCCUAAGCUCACGUACUGAGUUGAUCCAGGCCUCACCUGAGCGAGAACUUAUGGGCCAAACCGGGCCCUGCUGCUCCACGCCACCAGAACUUACUUUACCUUUGAAGGAAAGCCACAACCUUUCUUCAGAACUUGUGGUACCUUCUUCUAAUCAAGGCCGUUCCCUCUCACAAACCAACCGGAGUAGCCAUUUUCUUCAGUUUGCACCCAAACAGACCGGUGAGGCUCAGCCAGGCCAGCCGAAGCCACUCUUUCGUUCAAAAUCAGAGACUUUCGAAUCGUUCCAGAGGUCCAACAACAAGGAUCUAACUCCUAUGACACAUUGGACUGGCAUUAUAGAGGAGGACUCUGGCGAGAAUCCUAAAAACGAAGGAAUGAAGCCAGAGGAGAAAAGUAAAAAAGUGGUCAGAGUGGCUCCACUGUCCAAUGGGAACACCAGUCAGGCAGUGCUGGAGUUUGCUCAGUAUCUCGAUUCCCUUUUUAAGCUGGAUGGAAGCGACUCUCUGCCUCCGGACAAUUCUGACGCUGAAUCCGAAUCGGGGCAUGGAUCUUCAGUUCAGACGGAAGAACAGCGCAUGGAGGACUUGGACAGUGAGCGGCAGCUACUAGCCAGAGCCACGCUUGAGCCCAAUCUUGUUCCUAAGCCUCCUCGAACCUUCGCCGGCUCAGCUGAACCCUCGUCUGGCGUUUCUCUCUCUCCGUCAUUCCCUUUAUCCUCAUCAGGAGAGCUAAAUGACCUCUCACCCGUCAAUCACACCGUGCUACGGACUUCUGCUGCUUCUCCUUAUGCCGAAGAAAACACACUAUCCUCCAUGGUGUAGUCAAAUGUGGACUUUUUGGUGUCUGUAUAUUUCCCUUCUCUUCCCUGUUAUUCCCUCUUCAGCUCCUUCUCAAAUGUAAAUGGUGGCAUGGGGCAAUUUUCCCCUUGCUUUAAAAAAAAAUGAUGCAUGCAUAGUAACCUGUGCAAGACAUCCACGCUUAGAACGUGGACUCACUGGAAGCUUUUUAAAAACCUCAUUUUGUACCAUCGUUGGACGUUUACACACUGAAUGCAGUCUACGUGCACUGUUACAACGGGUUUCUUCUCAGCUGCCAUGGAACACGGAUUUAUGUCACACGGAAGAACCUUCACUCAAACGACCCAAAAGUCUCAUCAAGUCCAAUUUUAUGUUUACAUUCACAUUCAUGCCACUGAAUAUGUCAGUACGUCUUUUUAUGCGAACGUAUUGGGAUGCUGAAAAGGUGACGGACAGAUUUGCAGAUGGACUGACACUUCCUCAGGUCUUUUAAGAACAGAGAUGAAAGAAAGCAUCCGAUUUCUAUGUUACACAUUUCAGAUUUUUUGAAUUGAGAAUUGUGUGGUGUUUUAUUGAGCAUGUACGACAGGCUGCACUCACGAUUGCACCGUUUGGAGCGUGUAGGGGCCCUUUUUUUUAUUUACAAUUAUGUUUGGUGUGCAUGAGAAAAUUACAAAUGAUUAUUUAUAACUCUUUUUGAUUCUUUUAUUAUUUUUUGUCAAUGUUAUCCUGCCAAAUAUGUGUAGGAAAUGACCUAUGAACAAAAAAAUCCUACAUGAAUUUAAUGGUAUUUUAUUUAUUGGUAAUUUCUUUCCACGUUUUGCCGUAUGAAUCCGUUAACAUGGGGCAUGCACACCAAUCACCAAGUAUCUGAAUCAUUUAUUUUCUAUUUUAUGAGUUACAAUUCAAGAACACGUAGCAGUAACUGGUCUUUUUAGGGAGUCUCUCUCUCUCUCUCUCUCUCUCUCUCUCAUACUCUUUUUCUCAUUUUGUAUCAUUUCUACUGCUGUUGCUCUGACUAUAUUUACAUUACUUGGUUGUUUAACUUUAUGAUGAAUAUUUAAGUAAUUGUUACAGUGACUUUGCCUUUUUCUAUUUCUUUCAGAAUGAAGUAUUUUUCAGUUGGACCUUUCAUUUUGUUUUGCUUUGGUUUCAAUAGCAGGAGUUCAUCUUGUGUCUGCAGGAAAGGUACAGCAGUGAGACACAAACACAAAGUUAUGCUAGGUAGUUUGCAGUGCACGCUUACACUAAAACCUCUGGGUUCUAAUUUUAUCUUUAAGAUAUCUAAUUCUUUGUUUCAUCAUUGACCUCCUAAACCAAACGCUGCCAAAUGAAUAAUCUGAUACAGUAAGCUAAUUUUGGCAGAGAACAUGGUCUAACUUAAAACCCUCCUCUUCCUGUGCAGCUCCUUGGCCAGUUUCUUUAAAGACUGUGAGGACCAUGUUGUGCAGUCUGAAUGUCACUUCUUAUUGUAUAUAACCGCCUGGCAGCAUGUGCUUAGUGGAUACUCAGUGACACAGAUUUCACAGUGUUAUGACCUUCAGCUCACUGAUAGUAAAGAGAUUCUCACCCCCUUCCCAGUACAACUGGUUUGCUCCCUCAGGGUCCACUGCUGUACUUUCUCCCCAAAGUGAUUGUGAAUAGCUGUUUUUUUUUUUAAUCCCCCGGCAUAAUUAUUUAAUGCAAAUAAAUCCCAUCUCUUUUUUUUUAGUCUUAAUAAUAAAUAUUCCACUUGGACAUUAUAAAGAAAAUAUGGCUGUAUCCUGUACCAUAGUGAUGACUUUAUUUGAAAUCUAUAGCUAUAUGGAGUAUAUAAUAUAAAUAUGGGGGGAUGGGGAAUCUUAUCUGUGCAUAUAUACUGAUUUAUUAAAGAAAUCGGUAAUAGUAGCCAUUAAACUUCAGAAGAAACGCAUUUCUUUUUAUUGUUGCCAGAUAACUUACCAGUCCUUACUUUUCAUCAUGAAUGAGAAUGUAUUAAAAGCCUGCCUGAACACACACAAACACACACAAAAUACCUUGCCUGUAAACAAUAAAACAAUACAGAUUUCAGACA